Molecule: messenger RNA, 2968 nt
Organism: Triplophysa rosa
Lineage: Eukaryota; Metazoa; Chordata; Actinopteri; Cypriniformes; Nemacheilidae
Gene: asip1
Product: agouti signaling protein 1
Exons: 4
Coding region: 82-462 (126 amino acids)
Biological process (GO): melanosome organization; positive regulation of melanin biosynthetic process; hormone-mediated signaling pathway
Cellular component (GO): extracellular region
Molecular function (GO): melanocortin receptor binding; neuropeptide hormone activity
Source: RefSeq, a predicted model, not a curated record
CUUUUGAAUGCACCAUGACAAAGGAUUUGCAGAAAACACAAGAUUGUAAGAAAACAGGUUGAAAAUGGGUAAAAUCAUAUUAUGAAUCCGUCAUUGUUGCUGUGCUGUUUGGUGCUCUGUUUAGCCUGCUGUGUAUCAGUACACACACACAUGCUUAUGGAGGACAAACAAAACUCCAAUCAAACAACCAUCAGCGAACAUCUAAAAAACCAAACAGAUACACCACCAGUGCUUAUUGUGGGGCUGUCAAAAACACCUAAGAAGAAUAAGAAAUCAGAAAAGAAACCAAAAAAGAACAAAUACAGCAGCCGCGUAAAGAAGCCUCCGCCCCCGCCGAACUGCGUCCCGCUGUGGGGAAGCUGCAAAGGUCCGAGCGCGGUGUGCUGCGAGCCGUGCGCCUUCUGCCACUGCCGCCUCUUCAAGACCGUCUGCUACUGCCGCAUGGGAUACCCCAAAUGCUGAGAACUGCCCUCAUGGGAUAACAUACGAUUCCCUUCCAUAACGAAUAGAAAAACUGUGGAUUAUGACAAAGGAUUAACCGCGCACUAAUAUAAUAUAAUCGCUAAAGUAAUUUAGCGAUAUAUUAAUCCUUCCUGAAAAAAAGCAAUCAGAGAAAUUCUAAUGGUUUUAAAGUGUGGUGGGGUGGACCUGUCGAAUGGAAACCGGUAAAACAUCAUUAAAUCCUACUGGAAUAAGGCCCCCAAACACAGUCGCUGUAUAAAGGGUGCUAAUGCUUCAUAAUGUUUUUUGUAAACCUGUAGAAUAUGCGGCCUAUUGUUUUCUUCAUCAGGGUCUGGUUUUCUUCAAAUCUCGUUGCAGGAUAUUCUAAAGCGCUGGGAAAGAUAACUUAUAAAAGUGCACAAAACCAGCUUUACGAUAUUUUAAAUGUCUUUAAAACAUAUCAAUGACAGUUUUGUAUAUAAUGGAAGCAUUUAAGAGUGAAUGUUAAUGUUUGCAUGAGCACUUUUCCGUGUUGUGAGCACUACAUAAAGUUAUGUAAACGCGCCCAUUCGACCUCUGUAUUUAAGCUGCUAUAUGAGACAAGGGCACCAUGGCAACCAUAGUUUGCCAAUAACAGAGAUGUGGUUACGAAGAAUUAUUACUGCAACAAAACCACGCAAUAUAAUAUAAAAACAAUAAAACGUAAAAAAAAUAACGUGUAUGAGAUGCUAAAUAAUUUCAACAAUAUUCCACUUCCGUUUCGCGCUUCAUAUUGUUAAGUCAUAGCUGCAUAAGCAUGCUGAUAGCUAUAGUAUACAUUUAAAUAAAAAAUACACGUUUAACCUAAAUAUUUCCAACGGUGGAGUUAUUUGCUAAAGUUAAUUUCUGCAUACUGUUUGUAAAAGCUACAAAACAAGCUAUUGAAAAAAAAAAAGACGCACGUUAACCUUGGGGCAUGUUGUCACAUAGGGAGUCAUUGAGAGCAGCCAGCUUUAAAUGGUAACAAACAACCAUGUUUGGGGUAAGAAAAUUGUAAUAAAUAAUGUAAAACAUUAAUAAAUAAUAAACUAGUUAGUUAAAAUAUUGUUUCCAUUGAAAUUGUAUUUACUUGUUUACCCAUAGGCUACUACAAAUUUUGUUUUGAUUGAAUAUAUGAGUUUUUCUUAAUUUUAUCCUAUAGUUUUUAAAACCAAACAAAUAUUUGUUUUAUUGAAAUCGAGUAAAAACUAUACUAAUAAAAAUGUUACUCAAUGCAAAUAGUAUAUUGAAUUUUGCAGGUUUAGAUGAUGGAAUGGUGUUUUUACUUAAAAUCUUUUACGGUUUAUCAGACCAAAACAGAAAUACUGAAAAAUGCUGAAGCUGUGAAAACUAAAAUAAACAUCCCUGUCUUUUGAAAGUUUUUUUUCCACUCAAGGGUCUUUUUCACAAGAACCAGCCAAUUACUGAUUCCCAGCCAAUAAAUAAGAUUAUUCUAACAUUAUUUAGUCAACGUCUUUAGAUGGUAAGAGUAAGACAAGCAAAAAGAUGACCAGAUGACUUACAAGAAUAUUUUAGAUAGCAAUUUUUCUGUUUUUGCACCCACACAAAAAAAUAGGUGUUGUCCAUUAGGCAGAAUCAGCCCAGAUUCUUAACACAUUUUGCCUUAAAAGCAAUCGAUUAUGCAAAGCAAGAUCAAAGCAUAAGGACACCAGUUCCGCACACCUCCAACAAUUAAAUUAAGUGACAUGUAAACAUGGACCAGGUCGGUCCAGCACAGGUAAUAAAACACGCAUUCAAAAGCACACGCAAACAGACUUCACAAGCCGCAGCUGGUUCAUAUUGAAGAGAAAAGGGUGGAAGCAAAAGCAAAGAGAAAACUCCAAAAGAUAGACCCUUGUUAUGACUCACAAGGGACACAUCCAGCCAUUUUAGAGGUCCAGAGCAUCUAAUGGUGUACAGACUAAUCCUUUCCUCCAUGAGCACUAACUACGCGAUUUUACAGUUUCUAACUAAGGACCAAAUGAGAUUGGAGCCAUGUGUCGGCAUGGCAGCUUGAAUUAUUCAGUAAAAUGUUAUUGAUCUACAAAUUAAACCAUUCAAAAAACAGUUCUGCUACAUUAGUUGCUCAAUAUAGUAUCGGUUUCAUAUCAAACACACUGACUUUACAGUUUGGGCCUGGCCGUGAUGGAGCUUUUGCUAUUUUUCAUAGCUUCUCUCGAACACUGCGUCUUAAGAACACGUGCCAAGACAUGGUUUCUCUCUGGUUAGGAUUCUGUCAAGUGAAUUGUUUUUAUCAAGGAAUCCUAGUGGAACACGAGCAGAAUGGUUGUAAUUAUAGUUUCGUUGGCUUGCGAUACCAUGACUAUUCAUGGGAAAUGUCAUAAAAAGGCAAGAUUCUUGAAAUCGUACCAUACGGUGAUUUAAGCUCUGAUGGAGAUGUUUUCAAACAGUACAUCAGAACUGGAACAUGAUGCUAGGAUCUGAACCUUAAAAAGUAAACGCGUCUCUAAACUGACACGAUCUGCAUUUUCACGAAGUAAAAAACAUC